Molecule: messenger RNA, 1899 nt
Organism: Peronospora belbahrii
Lineage: Eukaryota; Oomycota; Peronosporomycetes; Peronosporales; Peronosporaceae
Source: the annotation of a GenBank genome assembly
AUGUUGACGAGUGACCACCUCGCACGUGUGAGCCGCAUGCGGACGCUCUCUGCUUUCCUGGAAGAAGACCACAAAGAUGAAGAUCAUUUGUAUGGAGAUACUUCUUUAUUGCUUGCACAAGUACCAGCAAAUGCAUCUACAGAGCCGAAAGACAACGAGGAGAAGACGCAAAUGACACAGACACAAUGUACUAAUGAGUUUCGUGGUCAACAUCGUAAAGGCAAUCGACGACAACAUACGUUUCAACCACGUUAUCCAGUGUCAAAGACUGUUGGUAGUAGUAGAGACGCAAAGACAACGAUGAUAAGAGACGUGGACAAAAUGGACAUGAAGAAAAAAGCAAAGGAAGCAGUAGAUUACAAUACUAAAGACGAAGAAGAGCUGGAUGAAAACACAAGUAACAGUGAAGAAGAAGGUCUUGAUUGUGGUUACCCGUUAUUGCACGAUAUCCCACGACUUACCAACGGCAACGUGAAUGCUAUAAAUGCUGAAGCUAUAGCGGCUGCUGAGAUGCUGGAGCGAUCCAAGUAUAUUCCCGUCCGACUCACGUACGAAGAACGAAAAUUAUUGCGCACGCUGGAGGCAGCGCUAUGUGUGAGCAGCUACACGGACAAGCUGGAUACGCCCAAGUUCUUGCCGGCGGCCAAGCGUGUGCGUGCGCAGCUGCAAGAUGUAUGCGGAUUCCUGUCGGCGUUAGCUGUAGCGUCGGACUACAAGGCUGGACAAGAGGUUUUGGACACGAAAAGUUUUGCUGACAGCGCCGAGUUUUAUCAAAAGAUUUUUGAAUUGGGUAGACGAUACAAGAUUAUGAACCCAGAAAAAAUGCGUGAUGAGUACGGCAAGCUCAUGUACCUAUUGCAGGACGCUGUGAGUCCGGAGUUGCAGGAACUGUUAGGGUUUUCUUGUCUGCAGAAAAUUCGUACUGUGUAUGACGUGCUGGAAACUGGUGGUGUUUUGAAUAUGCUGCGUGAUUCCCGUAUUCAGACUGCGACGAUGGUGGUUGCUCCUGAGGGUAAGUCCCGGGCUCAGAUUCAGCGCCAAAUAAAGCAGAAGGAGCAGGCUAUUCGAUCAUUGUGCGAUAAGUACGAAAGCCGAUGUCUCGAACGUGAGUCUCUUGAGCAGUGUCUUUACUCGAUCGCUGAUAACAAUUACCAUCUGUACUUCGAGCGUGACCCGAUCGACCACAUGAUCAAGCUGCUAACCACACAUUUCAACCCAGAUGACGAGCAGACAGACAGUUCUUUGGCUAUCAUCAGCGGAAAUAAUGGUGCUCGUUUGUCCCAUUCCCACGAUCGGCAGUACAAUUAUGUGCUUCAGUCGCUGACGCUGUGGCGCGAAAUCGCGCAUGACAUGUUCCGGCUGUGGUGCUUGACUGACGAGGAUCUACUUGCUGACGGCACACGUUACGACCUGACGGAUACCGGUCAGGGCCUGCAUCGCAUCCAGCCUGCGCCCCGUGUUUCCCGUGCCAUGCACGUUAUUCUUCACUCUACACAGCGCAAAUUAGAUUCGUGGGUUGGCUCGAGUGUCAUUCAUCUUGGAGAUAAGAAUGUCCCCAACGCGCUCAUGUUCAUCGAUAAGUACACACAAGUGGGGCAUAUUCUGCGUCCAAUCGUCAAGGCCAUUGAUAGUAUUGAGUCAAUGUGUAAAUCUCCAGAGAUUCGAGGAUAUGUAGAUUCCACGUUCGGUGGAACUCACAAACUGAAGCGCACUAUUUUGGCAGACUUUUUCCGCGAAGCAUUCGACGGCAGCGGAGCGGACAAUUUUUUUGAGGCUGGAUCAUGCAUUGAUGGACGACUCACGAGCGCCUGGAAUUGGUGUUCCAACCUUCACAAAAAGCCAUUCUUCCCGAUUUUCAAGAUCACGGGCUUUGUUGGCUUUGACGGCAAAUUUGGAUAA